AUGCUGACAGGAGUGAUGCCGGCCGCCUUUCGAGAGGUCCUCAUCACCCUUAUUCCCAAACGAGGUCAUUACAAAUCCACCGACGUGACACAUUUUCGCCCCAUCCUGCUCAUCAAUUGCUGUCUUCGAGUAGUCAGUCAAGCUGCUAACACCCGCAUUCAGUCCAUUGCUAACCUGCUCAUUGGUCCUUACCAACGUGGCUUCAUGAGCAACCGCCGUAUGGAUCAAAACCUUAUGGAGACACGCACUCUCAUCAACCUUAUAAAAGAUGAGUAUCCGACCACUGGCGACAACCUACCCGAACGGACCCUUCUUAUGGCCGACUUUAACAAAGCCUUUGACCGAGUCUCGCAUAGUUACAUACGCCGGGUUCUUGGCCAUAUAGGGUUUGGGCAUCACAUGAUUAACUUCCUUAUGCUGAUCACAUCCGGCCAAACAGGUAGGAUCAUCCUCAACAACUAUACGGGCAGGUCCUUCCCCCUUCUCAGUGGCGUCCGUCAAGGAAACCCUGUGUCACCCAUCCUUUUCAACAUAGCGAUUGAACCACUUUUACGCCGCUUAAACCAACGUUUGAUCGGCAUCCCAAUCCAGUACGAUUUUAUCCAGUUCACGCACAUGAAGUAUCAUGCUUUCGCUGAUGAUGUUACCAUCUAUCUUGGGGAUACCAGGGAUUAUGCUACCGCAGGCGCGGAACUCGCCAUGUUUGAAAAAGCAAGCAGUAGUCUUGUGAAUACUGACAAAUCAGUUCUUUACGGUACUCUGCCUAACUUCCAGGAUGGUCACGACCCCUCCCUCCCCUAUCCACGCAAGAAUUUGUGGACUAGGCAGGCAAAUGGCACUUUUCAGUUUGACGACACGAGCUACCUAGGUAUUCCGCUAAACGGGGUUCAAUGGCCCCAGUUUCUCAAGAACCUUCCGUAUCUCUGCAAGACUCAAACGUACCAACAGCUCCGUCUCUGUGUACGCGCUAUGGGAACUAACAUCUAUGUUCACUCCAAGUUGCCAUUUCGAGACCUACAUACGCCUUUGAAGGACGACCAGCUCCAGCGGGUAAAGGACGCCGUAUCUGGUGUUUUUUAUGGUGUCUCGUUGACAACGCUCUACACACCACCACGUAAGGGAGGCUUUGGUGUCAUUGAAACCUGGCGCCAACUCCAGGGUCACCGAGCCAAAGUCAUAUAUCACGUCAUCACGGAUGACACUUCAUGGUAUAGUCUUUACUUCCGCACCAAAUGUUUAUUUCAUAUGGGCACACUCGCCCAACGAACAGCUCAUACCUCUCUUAAACGCCAGUUUGGUUCACUUUUCAUCGCUUCUUACAGCUGGGAAGACUUCCUCUUUUCUCCAAAGCGUACCGAUCAUGUUCGGCUCACGUUCACAGAAGGCGAAGUUGCCUACCUCAAGGCUUGGGACCAGCUCGCGCCCAAGACGAGACGCCCACGUCUCAAACCCACCAACCUCCCAAAGGACACCCGCGCCGCUUUCCGUUUACUUGUGUCCAAGACUCAGUCUUCGGCUCAACUCAGUCUCUCGGAACAAAAGUGGUGCCAGCCGAAGAAUUUUGCUUCUCUUAGUCGCAAAUACCAUCGUAACGAUACGGCUAUCAGGUCUGAGGGCCUCCUGAACCUCCUCCCUCUUUCUUACAAACAUUGGAAGAAAUUUUGGAAGGAGCUUUAUCACUUGGAAUGGCACCUAGGCCACUCCUUGGAGGCGUUUCAUCGCUUCAACAUCGGCUCCUACAUCCCUUGGACGACGGAGCCAAAGAAUGGGAGACUUGCUCAAUGUAUGCUCUGCAUGCAGCGUCUCCCCCAUGAGGAUCUAUACAGGCAUAUCUAUCAGUUUUGUGACUGUACGAAAGCCUUGUGGACGGCGGUGGGCCUCCUGGGCGAGCUUUCACUUGCCCAAAUGAUCGCUCCACUCCCUGUCGACUUGGAACAGGCCCGUAAAGUCGAUCGCUUGGUACGUAUCAUUAAACAUGAAUUCAUCCGGCGACGGCUUAGGCAGGAGGAUGGUGUGCAUUUGCAGCCACUCCGGCCACAGGAUGUUCUUUAUCGACAUCCCAUCUUAACAUAG
Sungouiella intermedia is the source of this 2073-nucleotide messenger RNA. The record is from the annotation of a GenBank genome assembly. Lineage: Eukaryota; Fungi; Ascomycota; Pichiomycetes; Serinales; Metschnikowiaceae.